AUGGCCACUGAUACCUCCUUGCGGGAGCCAGUUAUGGCAAGCCCUAUCAACAAGACCACCGACGAAGAGUCCCAGAGCCAAUCGCCCCCCAUAAUGACCGAAGCCGACUCUCCAUCUCCCUUAGAUGACCAGGGAAUGGAAGAUAAUUCUGCAGUACCUAGAAUGUCGUACCUGGCGCUCUUUUGGUUCUUCUUUUACCAUUUCGGCCUGUUCGCUUGGGGUGGUCCAGUUGCCCAAAUUGCCCUUAUCAAGGAGAAGUUGGUACUCCAGGACAAAUGGAUAACCUUGCCGCGUUUUCAGCGUGUCUUCGCUGUUUAUCAGAUCCUCCCAGGUCCUGAAGCCGCAGAGCUGUGUAUGUUCUUUGGUUGCUUAUCACGAGGCAGGAUCGGUGGUAUUGUGGCAGGGAUAGGGUUCAUCUUGCCGGGACUCGUUUUGAUGCUUCUGGCCAGCUAUCUCUAUUCUCUGGCCGGCUUUGAGAACAAAUAUUUCAACGCUUCGUUCCGGGCGCUCCAGCCGGUAGUGGCAGCUAUGAUACUGCGGGCAACCCACAAGAUCGCGGACCACUCUGUUCGGAAGCAGAAUAAGAAAAUAAACCCUUUCCUCGUCAUGGCGGCAGUCUGCACCGCAAUCAAUAGUGCUCUCCGAAUCAACAUAUUCAUCUCUCUUGGGCUGUAUGGUAUUAUCUACACCCUAAUUGCGCGAAGGUGGUGGAUCCCGGCAGGCAUCCUUUUCGCGCUACAGUACGUGGGCUAUGCGUUGUACGUUGUCUUCCGAGGGGUACCCUCGCCCGUGUCACUCGCGCUAGGCAUCGCCAGGACACCAUCUCUCAUCAAUCUUUUUGUCCUCGGACUCGUCGCUGGCGCGUUGUCAUUUGGUGGUGCGUACACGGCAAUCCCAUUCAUACAGGUUGAAGCAGUUCUCCUGGGAGCUUGGCUUCCACAGAGAGUCUUCAUCGACUGCAUUGCUAUUGGAAACGUCCUUCCCGCGCCACUCGUUAUCUUUGCGACGUUUGUUGGUUUCCAGGGUGGAUAUGUAGAUGGAUCCCUGGGAAAGGCCUUUGCCGGUGCCGUUAUCAUCACUAUCGGAAUAUUCCUUCCUUGUUUUGUGUUCACUAUCGCCGGUCACCGACUGCUGGAGAAACUAGUGAGAAAUAAGUUUCUUGCUAGUUUCUUUGAUGGCCUUUGCGGCUCUGUGAUCGGGGUAAUAGCUGUCAUAGCGGCCCAGCUUCUGAAGGCUUGUGUGGAGGGUUCUGUAGAUCGGAUAAAGGGCAAGCCUAUGGAUGAGGUGGUCGGAGCGGUAGCACAGGUAGGGCCUGCUGCAGUCCUCUAUGUUCUGGCAUUGGGAGCUCUUUACAAGUUUAGCAACAAGUACACUGCCCUCUUGUUAGUUAUAAUAGGUGCCGUUGCUGGACAGUUCUUGUUUGUGGAUUAA
Messenger RNA from Nannizzia gypsea CBS 118893, 1431 nucleotides. Its product is annotated as chromate transporter. The transcript has 4 exons. The coding region runs from base 1 to 1431 and encodes 476 amino acids. Gene Ontology annotation, molecular function: chromate transmembrane transporter activity. NCBI's taxonomy places the organism in Eukaryota, Fungi, Ascomycota, Eurotiomycetes, Onygenales, Arthrodermataceae. Gene Ontology annotation, biological process: chromate transport. The record is from RefSeq and is a predicted model, not a curated record.